Messenger RNA from Paramisgurnus dabryanus, 4173 nucleotides. RefSeq names its product adaptor related protein complex 3 subunit beta 1a (gene ap3b1a). Gene Ontology annotation, cellular component: membrane coat; AP-3 adaptor complex; clathrin adaptor complex. The record is from RefSeq and is a predicted model, not a curated record. Lineage: Eukaryota; Metazoa; Chordata; Actinopteri; Cypriniformes; Cobitidae. Gene Ontology annotation, biological process: vesicle-mediated transport; intracellular protein transport.
UUAAACUCCAGCUCAGAUUUCCGUGUCUGCGUGGAAGGAGGAAAAAGUUGCACGUCAGGAGUUAAAAGUUUUUCUUUUCGUUUCAGUUCAAAAGAUAAACAGCGUUAAAUCACAUCAGAGAUCAGUCUGAGUUUAAAAGAUGUCUGCGAGCAUUUUGUCGUAUAAUGAUCAGACUUCGGUGGAGUCUGGAGUGGACGCGGCGCAGGAGAGCACCAGCACCACAAGCACCACCGUCAAGAUGGGUCUGUUCAGCGCUGAGUUUAAGAAGAACGAAGAUCUGAAGGAGAUGCUGGAGAGCAACAAGGAAUCACAGAAACUAGAUGCUAUGAAGAGGAUAGUGGGGCUUAUUGCCAAAGGAAAGAACUCAUCUGAACUUUUUCCAGCCGUGGUGAAGAACGUCGCAAGCAAAAACAUUGAGUUGAAGAAGCUUGUGUAUGUGUACCUCGUCCGGUAUGCCGAAGAGCAACAGGACCUUGCCCUCCUGUCAAUCAGCACUUUCCAGCGGGCACUCAAGGAUCCAAAUCAGUUGAUCAGAGCGAGCGCCCUCAGGGUUCUCUCCAGCAUCAGAGUCCCCAUCAUUGUACCCAUCAUGAUGUUGGCCAUCAAAGAGGCGUCCACCGAUCUUUCGCCCUACGUGCGGAAAACCGCAGCUCAUGCCAUCCAGAAACUUUACAGUCUGGACCCGGACCAAAAGGAGCACUUAAUUGAAGUGAUUGAGAAACUCCUAAAAGACAAAAGCACUCUGGUAGCAGGAAGUGUAGUGAUGGCGUUCGAGGAGGUGUGUCCGGACCGGAUCGACCUGAUCCAUAAGAACUAUCGCAAGCUGUGUAACCUGCUGGUGGAUGUGGAGGAGUGGGGUCAGGUUGUCAUCAUACACAUGCUGACCCGCUACGCCAGGACACAGUUUGUCAGCCCGUGGAAAGAGGAUGCCAUGUUUGAUGAGAACAAUGAAAAGGCCUUUUAUGAUUCAGAUGAAGAGAAAAAAGUGGACCAGUCCAAGCCGUACAUCAUGGACCCUGACCACAGACUAUUGCUGAGAAACACUAAACCACUGUUACAGAGCAGAAAUACUGCUGUUGUGAUGGCGGUGGCUCAGCUCUACUGGCAUUUGGCUCCAAAACAUGAAGUCAGUAUUGUCACCAAAUCUCUGGUGAGACUUCUGAGGAGUCACAGGGAGGUUCAGUAUGUCGUAUUGCAGAACAUCGCCACCAUGUCCAUUCAGAGAAAGGGAAUGUUUGAGCCCUUCAUGAAAAGCUUCUACGUGAGAUCAACAGACGCCACACACAUCAAAACACUGAAGUUGGAGAUUUUGACUAACUUGGCCAAUGAAGCAAACAUCUCCACCAUACUGAGAGAAUUCCAGACGUAUGUAAAGAGUCAGGAUAAGGCUUUUGCUGCAGCCACCAUCCAGGCCAUUGGUAGAUGUGCCACAAACAUCUCCGAGGUGGCGGACACCUGCCUCAACGGCCUCGUACUGUUACUGUCCAACAGAGAUGAAACUGUUGUCGCAGAAAGCGUUGUGGUGAUCAAGAAGCUCCUGCAAACUCAGCCGUCGCAGCACAGUGACAUCAUCAAACACAUGGCCAAACUUUUUGACAACAUCACUGUCUCCAUGGCGAGAGCCAGCAUUCUGUGGCUAAUGGGUGAAUACUGCGAAAACGUGCCUAAAAUCGCCCCCGACGUCCUUAGAAAGAUGGCCAAGACCUUCACCAAUGAAGAGGACAUUGUCAAACUCCAAACGGUCAAUUUGGCAGCCAAACUGUACUUGACCAACUCCAAACAGACUAAGUUGCUGACUCAGUACAUCCUAAACUUGGGCAAGUAUGAUCAGAACUAUGACAUCAGAGACCGAACGCGGUUCAUUCGUCAGCUGAUCGUUCCGAACGAAAAGAGCGGAGCCCUGAGUAAAUAUGCUCGCCGCAUCCUGAUGGCGUCCAAACCGGCACCCGUGCUUCAGUCUGCCUUCAAAGAACGGGAUCGCUAUCAGCUCGGCACGCUGUCUCAUACUCUCAACGCUCAGGCCACCGGGUACCUGGAGCUUUCUGAUUGGCCGGCUGUCGCUCCAGACCCAUCUGUGAGAAAUGUAGAGAUUGUGGAACCGGUGAAGGAGGCAGGAGCGCAGGCCGUCGGUAAAGCCAAACCUAGCAAAUCAGAUAAGUUUUAUUCUGAUGACGAAGAGGAGGAAGAAGAGGAAGGUAGCAGCAGCGAGGAUAGCAGCAGCAGUGAAGAAUCAGGAAGUGAAUCUGAGAGCGAGGAGAACAGCGACGAAUCCAACAAGAGCUCCAGCGAAUCGGAGAAAAGCUCCAGCGAAUCAGAUUCGGAUAAGAAGAAGAAAACCCAAAAAAAUAAAAAACUACAACAACAGAAAGCAGCGAGCAAAGACAGAGAGCAGAAGAAUGGAAACGCUAAGGUUGAAUCCAGAUCAGAGAGUGAAUCGGGCUCUGAGAGUUCCUCAUCAGAGAGCUCCUAUGAAUCCGGAUCCGAAUCGGAACCAGAUUUGGACUCGGGAACGGAUCAGAAGAAAAAAGCCAAGUAUGAACCUGUCAAAUCCAAACCAGUCACAAAGGUUGAGCAAAAAACAGAAGUUUCUCUCCUUGAUCUUGACGAUUUUUUACCCGCACCAGUGACCAAACCCAAAAGCCCCAUUCUCUCUCCCAGUUUACUGUCCGACCUGCAGGGGCUUUCCAUCACAUCCAGUGGAUCCGCCUUACAGGCCAGUUCUCCCGUGUUCGUGCCGGAAACCUCCCAUGAGCUCCUCCACAGGAUGACUGGUAAAGGUCUGUCCGCCCAGUACCGCUUCACCCGGCAGCCUUGUAUCUAUAGCAACAGCAUGGUAUCCCUGCAACUGACACUAAGCAACAAUAGUGACCAAGCCCUCGAGAACAUCCACAUCUCAGAGCAGAGUUCCACUGGACAGGACAUCCAUCGCUUCAACACGAUCGAGCGUUUGGAGCCGCAGGCAUCUAUAACCGUGUCCAUGGGUGUGGACUUCAAAGAUUCAACACAGGCCGCAAACUUCCAGCUCUGUACUAAAGAAGAUGAAUUCAGUGUGUCCAUCCAGCCUGCGGUGGGGGAACUACUGCUGCCCAUCACCAUGAGUGAACCGGACUUCACAAAAGAGCAAAGUAAGCUGGUGGGCAUGAAUGAGUCGUCUGCAACAAUCGCCAUGGCGUCGGAGAACGCUUCCAGCCAAUCGAUACACAGGAAGGUGGUGUCUGUCGCCAACUUGGGCGUGGUUUCAUCUAGUCAGGACACUAUUCACAGGUUUGCCGGUAAGACGGUGAGUUCAGAUUCUCUGGUCCUGGUUUCGGUGGCCCUUAAGGAUUCAGAUGCAGUGAUCACAGUUAACACAGAGAAAACCGUGAUGGCAUCCAUGCUACUGCGGCAGUUUAAAACAGCCCUGACCAACAGCGCCACCUAGAAAUCGAUGUCCAAGGCAUGGAGAGCUGAAAAUCCUCACCCGCAACAUUUCAACACUUGAAAUUCAGUCUCGGAUUUUGCCAUUAUUCAAAUAUAGUGUUAUUCUUUUGGUUUGUAAUGACACACUGUAAAAAAAUCUUUUGGCACUUAAAUUUUUAAGUUUAAUUAACUGGGAAUAAAGUUUACAUAACUAAAUCAAAUUCAACUUGAUUUAAUACGUUACAGCAACUUAUCACUUGUCAAAAUUGUUGAAAUGACUUAUAAAUCCUAGUUGAUUGAACCUACAAAUUUAUGUGCAAAAAUAUUUUUUACAGUGCAAUUUAGUUGCCAUGAUUUGGAUUUGAGUCUUGAUGGAGACGGUUUCGUUUCUUCUGCCAAAAAUUUAAACCUACCCUUGAUUUUUCUCUGUAAGAUUUCCCAUUGUCCUGGAAAGUCAGACUGACAAAGUGUUUAUUUAAUUUUGUUAAAUGUUACCAGGUUUUCUACAUAUUUGCUGGUUUCUGUCCAUGUGGUCUGUUGUACGGUCUUGCGUUGUUCGAAAGAUUUUUUCAAUUCAUAUCCAUGUUAAGUGCCUUUUAUUAAAUUCAUUAACCCAAGUGCCCAAACCCGUUUCAACAUAACUACAAAUGAAAGAAAAAUUGUCUGGAAAAUAUAAAGCGCUCUCGUUUCAGUCAUUUGUGUGUAAUACUGUCUGCCAACUUGCUUUAUCAAGAGAGAAACUAAAUAAACCAUGUCUGAAAAACUGUGUUUUAG